Messenger RNA from Podarcis muralis (Common wall lizard), 2314 nucleotides. It is a transcript of the gene GPT, whose product is annotated as glutamic--pyruvic transaminase. NCBI's taxonomy places the organism in Eukaryota, Metazoa, Chordata, Lepidosauria, Squamata, Lacertidae. The record is from RefSeq and is a predicted model, not a curated record. Gene Ontology annotation, molecular function: transaminase activity; pyridoxal phosphate binding. Gene Ontology annotation, biological process: biosynthetic process.
AGGGAAGGCAGUCAGUGACCCCCCAGUUGCAAGGCAGGCAGCCAGCCCCCAGCCCUGGAUUGCAGAGGAGAGCUGGAGCCUCCUUUCCACCUCCAGCCUGGCACCCUUUUGAUUUUUCCCUGCUUGGGAAUGCGCAGACCUUUGCCACCUGCCCAGCUCCUGCCCCGCCCCUGCCCAGAUCUCAGCCAGGACUUUACUCCCAGCCGCAGAAGCAGUCCGGGCCAAUGUUCCCCUGAAGGGCGAUGCCAAGGCAUGGGCUGGCCAGGGCCGUCCUGGGCCUCCGCCUUCUCCCCAGUGCCAGGCUCUGGACGGAGGCGUUCCUGAGCCCGACCCUCAGCCCUGCUCCCUUCUUGCUUCGCAGGGCCUUUCAGCGCCAGGUGAGCCAGCCAGGGAUGGCGGAGAACGGUCUGGCUCGGCGGGAGAAGGUGCUGACCCUCGAGUCCCUGAACCCCUCGGUCAAGAAGGUGGAGUAUGCCGUGCGGGGACCCAUUGUCACCCGAGCCCUCGAGCUGGAGAAGGAGCUUCAGCAGGGGGUGAAGAAGCCCUUCACGGAGGUGAUCAGAGCCAACAUCGGCGAUGCCCAGGCAAUGGGGCAGAAACCCAUCACCUUCCUCCGCCAGGUCAGCGCCCUCUGCAUGUUCCCGGACCUCUUGAAGGACCCCAACUUUCCCGCGGAUGCAAAGGAGAAGGCCCGGAGGCUGCUGGCGGCGUGUGGGGGGCAGAGCAUUGGUGCCUACAGUGCCAGCCCUGGCAUUGAGCUCAUACGCCAGGAUGUGGCUCACUUCAUUGAGCGCCGGGAUGGCGGAAUCCCCUCCAGGGCGGAAAACAUCUUCCUGUCCACAGGCGCCAGUGAUGCGAUUGUGACGAUCCUGAAGCUGCUGGUCUCAGGAGAGGGGCGCUCCCGUACGGGGGUGAUGAUCCCCAUCCCCCAAUACCCGCUUUACUCCGCCGCUUUGGCCGAACUCAACGCCGUGCAGAUCAACUACUACCUGGACGAGGACAAAUGCUGGGCCCUGGACAUUGGGGAGCUGCGGAGGGCCCUGAAAGAGGCUCGCCAGCACUGCCAGCCCCGUGCCCUCUGCAUCAUCAACCCGGGGAACCCCACUGGGCAGGUCCAGAGUCGCCAGCGCAUCGAAGACGUCAUCCGCUUCGCCUGGGAGGAACAGCUCUUCCUCCUGGCUGAUGAGGUCUACCAGGACAACAUUUACGCCGAGGGAUCCCAGUUCCACUCCUUCAAGAAGGUGCUCUUUGAGAUGGGGCCCAAGUACUCUGGCAGCGUGGAGCUGGCCUCCUUCCACUCCAUCUCCAAGGGCUUCAUGGGCGAGUGCGGCUUCCGAGGUGGUUACAUGGAGGUGAUUAACAUGGACCCCUUAGUGCAGCAGCAGCUGAGCAAGCUCGUCUCUGUGCGCCUCUGCCCGCCAGUGACUGGGCAGGUCCUCUUGGAUGUCGUUGUGAAUCAGCCUCAGCCUGGAGACCCUUCCUACCAACAGUUCAGCCAGGAAAAGCAGGCCGUGCUGAGCUCUCUGGCCCAGAAGGCGCAGCUCACGGAAGAGACCUUCAAUCGAGCGCCCGGGAUCCGCUGCAACCCCGUGCAGGGGGCCAUGUAUGCCUUCCCCCGAAUUCAUCUCCCACCCCAGGCUGUGCAAGAGGCACAGAAUGACCAUCCUGCCGCCUCUGGAGAAGCUGAAGGUUGUCUUGCAGAAGAUAAGCCAGUUCCACGCCAAAUUCACCCAGGAAUAUUCUCAGCUCCAGCUGCUGGGCAGCAGCCAGAAGACCGCAGAGAAGCAGGGGCAUUAGGGUGGGGGCUCUUGCCCAAAUCUCCUCCCUGCCUUCAUGCCACUGCCAGUGGGACUCCCGGCCCAGAAGGCACGGUCUGGAACUGGGAUCAACUCUGCUCUCCAGAGAGCAGCCUCUGCCGCACUUCAGAGCCCCUCUUAAUAGCUCGUUCCCAUAGACAAGGCCUCGGUGUACUGGGAAGGGGAAUGGGCACAACCCUGUCUCGGCUCCCAGGGACCUGGUAAUCCCUUGGCUCACGAUGCCAUCUCUGCCAUGCCUCCUCAGAGAGAAGAGCCUUCACAGCUUCCCAGUCUGGCUUCUCUGCCCUCUAGAUGAACAAGAGGGUGGGUGGCAGAGAAGGGGCGGCAGUGGGGUGUCUCUGGGGUGAGCAGAAUGAGCAGUGGGGCAGGUGUCAAGGCCCCCAAAGUCACCUUCUGCCUGCACUUUGAGCCCUGAUGUAGACCCGAGACAAUUCCCUCUGUGAACGGAGGGGGGUGGGAUAGCUGAGGGUCUAUUAAAGCCCCCAUGAUGAACCAGA